AUGUCAAGGAAAGCGACGGUGGACGAGCAAAUUGGCAGUGUCACUGACCCAAGGGAUUAUAGGAAGACGGUAAUACCAGAACUGCAAGAUAUCGACACUUUGCUGCGAUGUAACAUCUGUAAGGGAUUUCUGAAGACGCCAGUAUUGACUCCCUGUGGUCACACUUUCUGCUCGCUGUGUAUCCGGGAAUACUUAAACCGAGAGCAGAAAUGCCCGUUAUGUCUGGCCGAGCUAAGAGAGUCAAUGCUUAAAAGCGAGUUUCUAGUCAACGAAAUUGCCGCCAGUUACACUAAACUUCGACCAAAACUGCUGGAAUUUUUGAAUGUCGAAAAAGGUCAUCAAACUCAGCCAGUGGAAGAUAGCUCAUGCAUGGAAAUUGAACACCAUUUAGCUUCUUCAGACCGUAGUAUUUCGCGAAUCAAUGAAGAAAACGGCGACGGAGACGAUGACGACAUUCAGAUCAUUGAAACGAGGGAAAAUAGGCCCUCCAAGCGUCCUGCAGAUGCAAUAUUUGCGAGUGCGAAGAAAUCGCGGAAAGAAUCACCACAAUCUGGCAUCACUUCUCUUUUCAACAGGGCCAAAAGCCCCGCUCUUCAUCAGCCAAAAUUGGCAGACUGUCCAAUUUGCGGCAAAUCUUUCCCGGUUGAGGUACUCCAAAGAACUCAUUUGGACGAGUGUUUGAGUAAAGAAGCGCUAGACAAGCCGGAGGAUAUCUCCAGCUCGCCAGUAACUGUAAAACCUGCAUUAAACCCAGUUUCAAAGGAGCUUCCGACAAUUGAGCAGCCUGACUUUGUCAGUACUACCCACUACAACCGAUAUCUCGAAUCUACAUCAAACGGCAGCGUUACCAGACUUGCCAAAAUCAACUUCUCAUCCACGAGUUUGCAGCAACUCAAACAGAAGCUUUCAUCACUCAAGUUACCAACAGCAGGAUCGCGACAGCAAAUGAUAAAUCGUUAUAAUCACUACGAAAUGCUAUGGAACAGUAACUACAUUGAUUCCAUCGAUCCAGUGGAUGAAAGCGAACUGCGAAGACGUCUUGCUAGCUGGGAAUCCAAUCAUAAUGCAUCAGACAUACCAUCAAAGUCUGGCUUUAUAUCUAAAUUCUUGAUCAAAAACCCAAUGAAAGAUUUCAAAACAGACAGAUUUGACAGAAAGGGCUGGGCGCAAGCUCAUCAGCGGGCGUUUCGAAGACUGAUUAGGGAAGCUAAAACAAGCCUGAAAAAAUCCAAAAAAGCUACGAGUGAACAUGCUGGCUCGCUGGAGCAGGAGGAUUCAACACAUUUAAAUCAGAGCGUAAGCAGCGACCUCAGCGCAGUUCCCAGCAACCAACUCGUCGCAAGAAAGGACAACAUCACAACGUGCAGCCAAGGUUCAUCUGAGACGUAA
Messenger RNA from Lachancea meyersii CBS 8951, 1389 nucleotides. The record is from the annotation of a GenBank genome assembly. Lineage: Eukaryota; Fungi; Ascomycota; Saccharomycetes; Saccharomycetales; Saccharomycetaceae.